AGGCAAUUUACACAAGUAUCUUCCAAGUGGUAAUGGUAAGAGCUAAAGAUACAGCAUUCAAGUUUCAUUAGAGGUUUUUUUUCUUCUACAAAUGCAGUUCAUUUAUGGUCCAACCAGAGGUUAUAUCAGUCCCUGGGUGGGGCAUUCAUAAGACAAACUACGUAGUGUGGAACCUGCAUAAAAGGACCUGUCCCUGUUGUGCAAUUGCACUUUCAACAGAAAGUGUAUUAGAGUGUUAUCAGCUGUUUUGGGGUGAAGUCAUGCAGUUGCUCUCUCUUGCCUGGGUGCUUAUCGCACUGUGUGCAAUACCAGCUGUUCUCCCACUCCAUGAGAAAAGAAGAAAUGACAGGCCAAUCAUUGGGGUUUUGGCACAAGAGAUGAAGACUCCUGAGCCAUAUGGUUCUUCCUACAUUGCGGCAUCCUAUGUGAAGACCUUGGAGGCUGCAGGAGCACGAGUCGUUCCAGUGAGGGUGGUGAAUCGAACUGAGGAGGAGUAUCAUCAGUUGUUUAAGUCAUUAAAUGGUCUUCUUCUUCCAGGUGGAGCAGCUAACCUCAUGACAUCCGGAUACGCCAAAGCAGCUAACAUCUUCUACAGACUCGCUUUAGAGGCUAAUGACCAGGGUGAUUAUUUUCCGAUAUGGGGAACUUGUCUUGGAUUUGAGCAGCUCUUGGUCAUCACCGCUGGAGAGAAUCUCCUGUGCCGCACCAACACCAGUGGGAUAUCUCUACCCUUGGACUUUGUACCAGAUUCCGCCAACAGUAAGCUCUUCAAGGAUUUCCCAGAAGAUGUGAUGACAUCUCUUGCUACUGAAAACAUUACAGUGAAUUUCCACAAAUGGAGCAUCUCUACUGAGAAUUUCACCAAGAGCGAGGAGCUCAGGACUUUCUACAAAAUCUUGAGCACCAACGUAGACGAUGGGAACAUAGAGUUCAUUUCUACCAUGGAGGCCUAUGACUACCCCAUCUACGGAGUGCAGUGGCAUCCUGAGAAGAAUGCCUUUGAGUGGAGCCGGGAUUACUACCCCCACACCCCCUCAGCCAUCAAGAUGACCUUCCACAUGGCACACUUCUUCGUCAAUGAGGCUAAGAAAAGCUUCCAUUCCUUUGCCAGUGAAGAGGAGGAGAACAAAUGGCUGAUCUACAACCACCAUCCCAUAUUCUCUGGAGCCGAUGGCUCUUCGUUCAUACAGAAGUAUUACUUUGAUUGAUUUCAUUCCAUGUUUUAAACUUUAUCAUUAAACAUGAAGUAUAAUCAUUAAACAUCAUAAUACUGUU
This is a messenger RNA of Engraulis encrasicolus (European anchovy), 1275 nucleotides long. Its product is annotated as gamma-glutamyl hydrolase-like. The coding region runs from base 105 to 1208 and encodes 367 amino acids. Gene Ontology annotation, molecular function: gamma-glutamyl-peptidase activity. The record is from RefSeq and is a predicted model, not a curated record. Gene Ontology annotation, cellular component: vacuole. The transcript is spliced from 9 exons. Lineage: Eukaryota; Metazoa; Chordata; Actinopteri; Clupeiformes; Engraulidae. Gene Ontology annotation, biological process: tetrahydrofolylpolyglutamate metabolic process.